This is a messenger RNA of Gastrolobium bilobum, 2258 nucleotides long. RefSeq lists its product as uncharacterized. Gene Ontology annotation, cellular component: GPI-anchor transamidase complex. Bases 49 to 2055 code for a protein of 668 amino acids. The transcript has 5 exons. NCBI's taxonomy places the organism in Eukaryota, Viridiplantae, Streptophyta, Magnoliopsida, Fabales, Fabaceae. Gene Ontology annotation, biological process: attachment of GPI anchor to protein. The record is from RefSeq and is a predicted model, not a curated record.
UCUCUAUAGUGUGUAUAGCAGACUCGCUCUAAGUCAAACUACUGCGCAAUGGCUCUUGUUCCGAAAGCGACUCUCCCUCUCUCUCUUUUGCUCUUGCUUCCGAUUCUGUUCUUGGCUACAACAACACGAUCGGAUUCUAGAGAAGAAGAGUUCUCCGAGGAGUUGCUUCUUAAGCCCUUGCCGGAUCGCAAGGUUCUUGCGCACUUUCACUUCCAAAGCGAAGCUCCUCUCGCCUCCGAUGAUUCCUUCGCAAGUCACCACCAUCUCUUCCCCAAAGCUAUUUCUCAGCUGGUCCAGAAAUUUCAUAUUAAAGCUAUGGAGUUAUCUUUCACACAAGGUAGGUGGAACUAUGAAAGAUGGGGUGGAUUUGAUCCAAUAUCAAGCCGCAAUGCGAAGCCUCCUGGAGUUGAAUUGUGGGCAGUCUUUGAUGUCCCCUUACAUCAGGUUGAUGCUUCUUGGAAAAAUUUAACCCAUUCAUUGUCUGGUCUCUUUUGUUCUUCAAUCAACUUCCUAGAGUCUUCAACCUCUUAUUCUGCUCCUAAAUGGGCAUUUCAAUCAGCUUUAGGCAGUUUAAGAUAUGGUACACUUCCACGUGAAGCUGUCUGCACUGAAAAUCUUACUCCCUGGUUGAAACUCCUUCCUUGCCGAGAUAAAGCUGGACUCUCCGCCUUAAUGGAUAGACCAUCUAUUUACAGAAGCUUUUACCACUCUCAGCGAUUGCACUUGACAAUAUCCGAUGCUGCUGCAGAUGGGUUAAAUUCAGGAGUUAUUCUAGAACAAACACUCACUGUAGUACUUCAGCCUAAUAUUCAGAGCGCUGGUGUGAAUUAUGUCGGUGAAACAAAGAUGCAACCAAGCUGGUCUCUUAGUUCAAUAUUUGGAAGAAAAAUCAAUGGAAGAUGUGUUCUUGCCAAGUCGAGUAAUGUUUACCUUCAUGUUGAGAGAGAUCUAGUCACUCUACUUGAGAAACUCCAGAAGAAUACUGCUAUAUUUGCUGCAAAUGACACAGGUGCUGAAGAUUUUAGUAGGAACGUUGGAUUUGAAUUAUCUGUUACUCCUGACAGGGUGCAUAAAGAAGUGGAAAAGAGCUCCUCAAUUCUGUAUGAAUAUCCAAUCAAAGAGUACAAAGACACUGAACAUUUUGAUUUAGGCCUAACAUGGAAGCAUCCGGUUGUUUGGUCCAGCCCACAUGCACCUUUAUAUGCCAGUAGAUUUUUAAUGGGAAGUGGAAAUGAAAGGGGUGCUAUUGCAAUAUCCUUGAAAUCAACAGAAUUGACUCAGGGCUUCGUUGCUGCCAAUAAUGUUGGAGAGAGGUGUAAGUUGGAAGUUAAUGUUCUCCAAAUUGUACCUUGGUAUAUUAAGGUAUAUUAUCAUACUUUACAAUUACUAGUUGAUGAAAGGCCUCGAGUAGUCACAGAUUUUGUUGAGAGAAUGCGUGUUUCACCUUCUGAAGACAAAAUAUCACCAGGGAUGAUGGAGCUGGUCCUCAAAUUUCCUUGUGAGAUUAAGUCAGCCGUAUUAAAUAUAGAGUUUGAUAAGGGCUUCUUGCACAUUGAUGAAUACCCUCCAGAUGCUAAUCAAGGAUUUGACAUUCCAUCAGCAAUAAUAAGCUUUCCUGACUUCCAUGCUGGUUUGCAAUUUUCUGAUAACUUUCAAAGCAAGUCACCUAUGUUGUCUAAAUUACAGGAAAAGAGUCCUGUUCUCUCUUACACAGAAGUUUUGCUCGUACCCUUGACAACUCCAGAUUUCAGUAUGCCUUACAACGUCAUCACAAUCACAUGCACUGUUUUUGCAUUGUAUUUUGGAACUUUGCUAAAUGUACUCCGAAGACGUGCUGGAGAGGAGGAAAGACUUUUGAAAAACAAAGAUGCAAACAAAGCUGUGUUGUUUCGUCGAGUACUAAGCAAAAUCUCUGCCAAGCUUAGAGGGAGAUCUUCAGAGUCCGCACAGCUGCCGCUGCCACCAUCAUCAUCAUCCUUCAUUAGUUCAAAAUUGAUUCUUAGAGUGCUACUGGUUGCUGGAAUUGCUGUUGCAUGGCAAUACUACUCUCAAUGAUACCAUCCGACUAGGUACUUUUUUAGUGUACUAUGUUUUUUUCUUUUCUUUUCUUUUUGUUUUUGGGGUAAAGAGUGUACUAUGUUCUAAUUGCAUAUAAUUUAUGUACAAUACAAGACUUACUUCCACUGCUCAAUAUACUUGUAUUCAUGUAUGUUUUUAAUUGAUCAAAACAAUACUUGAUUACAUUUAACGCAUGUACA